AUGGAAUACGUUGAUACUCAUUGCCAUUUAGAUGAUAUAUAUGAUAGAUUAAAAGUCGACCGUAAUACUCCACUUGAUGAAGUUGCAGCUAAAUGGGAGCCGGGAUUCGCAGGCUGUGUUACAGUAUUUAGUGAAUCAUUUGAAUCUACUCUUCAUUUCUUGAAUAUGGGCAAUCCAAAGAUCCAUGGAGCAUUAGGAAUCCAUCCACAUAAUGCAAACAUCUACAAUGAUGAACUUGAGGCAGCUUUAAUUGAAAAUUUAAAGCACCCUUCAAUUGUAGCUCUUGGAGAAAUAGGUUUGGAUUACCAUUACGAUAACAGUCCACGAGAUAUACAAAAGGCAUGUUUUGCUCGUCAGGCCAAACUUGCUGUCAAACUCGGCCUACCAAUAGUCAUACAUACACGAGAAGCUGAAGACGAUACAAUAGAAAUUAUCAAAGAAUGCAUUCCAAAAGACCAUAAAUUCCAUAUCCAUUGCUAUACAGAUUCGUACAAACUUCCAGAAUUUGUCCUUCCAAACUAUCCAAAUGCAUUCUUUGGAUUUACAGGAGUUCUUACAUUCAAAAACUCUAAGCAAGUUCAAGAAGUAUGCACAAAAAUCCCAAUGGAUCGUAUUUUAUCCGAAACAGACGGUCCAUUCAUGGCUCCAAUUCCAUUCCGCGGCAAGCCAGCUACUCCAGGCCAUGUUCCUUACAUUAUUAAGAAGAUUGCAGAACUACAUAAUAUUCCUCCAGAGGAAGCUUUCAGAAUUUGCCGCGAAAACUGCCGCAAAAUGUAUGGAUUUUAG
Messenger RNA from Trichomonas vaginalis G3, 786 nucleotides. RefSeq names its product hydrolase activity, acting on ester bonds. The coding region runs from base 1 to 786 and encodes 261 amino acids. Gene Ontology annotation, molecular function: DNA nuclease activity. The transcript has a single exon. Lineage: Eukaryota; Parabasalia; Trichomonadida; Trichomonadidae. The record is from RefSeq and is a predicted model, not a curated record.